Messenger RNA from Uncinocarpus reesii 1704, 966 nucleotides. RefSeq lists its product as uncharacterized. Lineage: Eukaryota; Fungi; Ascomycota; Eurotiomycetes; Onygenales; Onygenaceae. The transcript is spliced from 3 exons. Bases 1 to 966 code for a protein of 321 amino acids. Gene Ontology annotation, molecular function: NAD transmembrane transporter activity; FAD transmembrane transporter activity; FMN transmembrane transporter activity. Gene Ontology annotation, cellular component: peroxisomal membrane. The record is from RefSeq and is a predicted model, not a curated record.
AUGUCUCAGUCAAACAACGCAGUAUCUCAGAAGCCCAAAGUGGCCGCGAUGGCUGCGCAGCAGAGUGACAACAUCGCACAUGCGUUGGCCGGAGCAGGUGGCGGAAUUUUGUCGAUGAUCCUAACUUACCCGUUGAUUACCCUCUCGACCAGAGCCCAGGUUGAAUCUAAGCGGGCACAGUCCUCUAGCAUCGACGCAGUGCGCCAUAUCAUUAAACGAGAAGGAAUCAAGGGACUAUACGCCGGACUCGAAUCCGCACUUUUCGGCAUCAGCGUCACCAACUUCGUGUACUACUACUGGUAUGAAUGGACCCGCGCUGCCUUUGAAAAAGCGGCCAAAAGGGCGGGGCGAGCAUCCAAGAAGCUUACGACGGUGGAGUCGAUGAUUGCUGGCGCCAUUGCCGGUAGUGCCACCGUGAUGAUUACCAACCCAAUCUGGGUUGUCAACACCCGGAUGACUGCUCGUAAAUCCGAGGCCGAGGAGGCCCUUCCUGGAGCGCCUGCGAAGAAGCCCAAGACGACGUUGAGCACAUUGAUGGACCUCCUAAGGGAGGAAGGCCCCAAGGCCCUUUUCUCUGGAGUUUUACCGGCCCUGAUCCUUGUUAUCAACCCCAUCCUACAAUACACAUUCUUCGAGCAGCUGAAGAAUACCUUGGAGAAGAAAAGAAAGGUUACUGCCACGGAUGCCUUUUAUCUCGGUGCACUUGGCAAGUUGCUGGCUACUAGCAUUACCUACCCGUAUAUCACGGUAAAAAGCCGAAUGCAUGUUGCGAGUAAGGAUGGCCCCAAAGAAAGUUUGAACGGGAGCCUAAAGAGAAUUAUCAAAGAAGAAGGAUGGGCUGGUCUGUACAAGGGAAUUGGCCCCAAGGUCAGCCAAAGUGUUCUUACUGCUGCAUUCUUAUUUGCGUUCAAGGAUGUCCUCUACGACACCAUGGUUGCUGCUCGCAGGCGAGCAAUCCGCAAGUAA